Messenger RNA from Haliaeetus leucocephalus (bald eagle), 692 nucleotides. RefSeq names its product melanoma-associated antigen G1-like. The record is from RefSeq and is a predicted model, not a curated record. The transcript is spliced from 8 exons. Bases 109 to 669 code for a protein of 186 amino acids. NCBI's taxonomy places the organism in Eukaryota, Metazoa, Chordata, Aves, Accipitriformes, Accipitridae. Gene Ontology annotation, cellular component: nucleus.
UUUUGUGGCCUGGUUGAAGCGGGAGAAGCGGGGAGGGGAUGUGAGGAAUGUCUCUUCGCAGUUUCAGCCCUCCUGGCGCUUCUUUUCUCCUCAGAGCUGCUGUGAGAAAUGUCUCAGAGGAAGCGCAGUAAAGGGUCGGGUUUGUCUCAGGGCGGUGAUGGGGAUGAGGAUUUUAUGCCAACGCACAGCCAGGUGCAGAGGAACCUGGAGAGGCGCUCCCAGGAUCAAGUGAAUCAGAAGGUGAGCGAACUGGUUCAGUUCUUGCUUGUGAAAGACCAGAAAAAAAUCCCCAUCAAGAGAGCAGAUAUGCUGAAGAAAGUCAUCCGGGAAUACAAAGAUGUCUACUCAGAGAUUGUCAACCGGGCAGGCAAGACCCUGCAGCAGGUAUUUGGGUUGCAGCUGGUGGAGAUUGACACCAAACACCAUAUCUACAUCCUCACUAGUGACCUGCCCCGCGCCGAGGGGGAGAACCUGCACCGGGACAACCAGACAGCAAAGCUAGGGCUCCUCCUCAUCAUCCUCAGCUUCAUAUUCAUGAAGGGCAACACGGCCAAAGAUGGUGCUGUCUGGGAAUUUCUCCGCCGGCUCCGGGUGCAACCAGGGGAACGACACGAGGUCUUCGGCGACGUCAAGAAGUUGGUGACGGAGGAGUUUGUGCGGCAAAAGUGAGUCUGGGGGUCCAUUUUUCCAGA